Messenger RNA from Mucor mucedo, 765 nucleotides. RefSeq lists its product as uncharacterized. The transcript has 2 exons. The record is from RefSeq and is a predicted model, not a curated record. Lineage: Eukaryota; Fungi; Mucoromycota; Mucoromycetes; Mucorales; Mucoraceae. Bases 32 to 508 code for a protein of 158 amino acids.
UUUUUAUAUUUAUUCUUUUUUUUUUUUUGCGAUGAAGUGUCAAAUUUUGAUCUGUCUUGUUGUAUUAUGGAUGACAGUUGUCAAUGCCAAACCCGUUAAAAAGAGAGGUCUCUUGGGAGACACAGUGGGUCAUGCAGUCAACACAAUUACUCGACUCUUGUUUCACGGUCGAGGCACAUUUUUCGAUCCCGAAAGAGAAGGUGGAUCUCAAGGUGCCUGUGGUCCCUUUGCCGAUGAAAAUUCACAGAUCGUCGCCAUGAAUGCUGACCAAUACGGUGACAUGAGCAGAAAGAGUCACUGGUGUGGUAAACGUGUCAAGAUCUGCUAUGAAAAGAAAUGUACCGUUGCCACCGUUACUGACGCCUGUCCUGGUUGUGACCAUGGUUGUUUGGAUCUUACACCUGCUGUUUGGGGUCAACUCGAAAGUGACACCAGAAAGGGUAUCAUUCCUAUUUCUUGGGGAGAGUAUAUGGGUGAAGAUAGUGAUGAAGAAGAUGAAACCACCUAAAUUCAUCUCACUCAAUAUUAACCCCCCCUCCUUUGACCCAACAUACAUCCUUCCCCUCUCUCCCUUUCUCUCGUCCUCUUUUUCUCUCUUUUCUAUAUAAUUGUUUCUACCCUUUUACAAUCAUUAUAUAUGUAUUAGUAAAAAAAAAAAAUAUCCCCCCAACCAACAAUAACCAACCAAAAAAAAAAAAAAAUUCCCCCCACCACCCAAAACAAUAGUGUACCACCUUUUCUUCUUCCUCUCUCUCUCUUUCGUCA